Messenger RNA from Gossypium raimondii (Peruvian cotton), 625 nucleotides. RefSeq lists its product as uncharacterized. The transcript is spliced from 3 exons. The annotation marks the transcript as partial. Lineage: Eukaryota; Viridiplantae; Streptophyta; Magnoliopsida; Malvales; Malvaceae. The record is from RefSeq and is a predicted model, not a curated record.
UCACGAAACACGGAUUUUGCUGUAAGAAACCAAACAUGUCCAUUGACCAGCGCUUUUACAUUUACCCGAAAACCCAAAACUAAGCCUCUCACUUUUGUUACUUCCAUCUCAUGCAGAUACCAAUCAGACGACCUCAAAGAUUCAGCCUGGCGAAAUGAGAAGCAGUUAGCAAAGAUAGCAAUAGUGACAGUGGCGUCUGGGGUGUUGACCCUAGGCUCAGUUGCCGAUGCUUCAGCUGCCAAAACAGGUGGCAGAGUCAGUGGUCAAUCGUUCAAGUCAUCAGCUCCGCGCUCAGCCCCAAGAACCAACAGCAAUUCCAGGACCAAUAUAUAUAUAAAUCCAACAGGCGCCCCACCUUUAGUUGGAGGUUAUGGAUUUGAUUUCGGUGGCUGGGGCUGGAGUUGGUCACCAUUUUCCUUCUUUGUUCCUGGUCCUAGUGUUGCAAUUGGUGUUGGAAGUGGAUUCGACACUCUCGUCAUCUUUCUGUUUCUUGGUGCUGUUGCAGCUAUAGCGAGGAGAUUCCUUGGACCCAGAGAAGACGAAGAUGAUGAUUAUUAAUAAUUAGACAGGCAAUAAGUAACAUUUUGUGAGAGAAUCACUUGGAUAACGUGAUAAAUUGAGAGGA